This is a messenger RNA of Peromyscus californicus insignis, 3061 nucleotides long. RefSeq names its product RecQ mediated genome instability 2 (gene Rmi2). The transcript is spliced from 2 exons. Gene Ontology annotation, biological process: DNA repair; regulation of sister chromatid segregation; negative regulation of double-strand break repair via homologous recombination. Lineage: Eukaryota; Metazoa; Chordata; Mammalia; Rodentia; Cricetidae. Gene Ontology annotation, cellular component: cytosol; nuclear speck. Bases 505 to 954 code for a protein of 149 amino acids. The record is from RefSeq and is a predicted model, not a curated record.
UUACCAGCACAUAGUCAGCGUUAUCUGUGAGGCAUGGAAAAGUACAAACAAACCUGCACAUGAAUCAUGCUUUAAAGUAUCCCUCUGGAACUUUCUCUCCUGUGAGUAGAUGUGAUCCCCAUCCGAACGGUCCAGGAUCUGUUUGCAUUUCUGCUUUUCGUGUGGCAAUGCAUUGCUAAGGGCGCACAUUUUGUUUCUGUUGUUAUUUCAGGUAUUAUUGAGCACGUCUUAUUUUUUAGUAAACUGCACCGGAGAUAUAUGGUUUAAAUGGUUGCUCUUCCCCUUAUUUCCCUGCUUUCGUUUGUUUUUCCUCUUUAAUUCAAUUUAACCCAUUCAUUUUUAGCGUCGGGCAGGUACUCACAGUACACAUGCGCACUCCUGGCGCGGCGAGCCCGCCCCCAACCCUGGCCAUUGGCUGUUCAGGCCGGAGCGCACUUGAUUGGUCGCCGCGUGCCAAGCCCCCGCUGCCCGUCAGAGUUGGCGGGAAAGUGGCGGAGGCGCAGCAUGGCGGCGGCGGCGGCAGAGUCGCCGUCCUCGGGUGGCCCCGGGGCCGUGCGGUUGCCGCGGUCGCCACCACUCAAGGUGCUGGCAGCGCAGCUGCGGCGCCACGCGGAGGGAGGCCCGGGCGCGUGGCGGCUGUCGCGGGCGGCGGUGGGCCGCGCGCCGCUGGAGCUGGCGGCCGUGUGGAUGCAGGGCACCGUGCUGGCGGCGGAAGGCGGCCAGGCGCGGCUCCGUGACCCGAGCGGGCCCUUCUCCGUGCGCGGCCUGGAGCGCGUACCGCGGGGCCGGCCUUGCCUGCUCCCAGGAAAGUAUGUGAUGGUGAUGGGUGUGGUUCAGGCCCUUAGUCCUGAGCCCUGCCUACAGGCUGUGAAGAUGAUGGAUCUUUCUGACAAUCCUGUCCACGAGAGCAUGUGGGAACUGGAGGUGGAAGAUUUACACAGAAACAUCCCUUAGAGCUGGGCCUCUGAGAGCAGCUUUCCCUGGAAGUACUUUACCACCGUGUGGGUCUGGGACAUCGAAAGUUUCAUGACGAGAUUUGCCUUGGUGGAGCCAGACGUCUGGACCCUGGGAGCUGGAGCUUCCGUUAACUCCGCCUCCUCUCUGCCCAGGCCUUUGGCUGCUUGUGGAUGAGAAGCAGAUGCUCUGGGCUUUUCCCCCGUUAGUCAUUUAUGUUCGUUUUUCUCUCUCUAAAGCACAUGGAAAUCUCAUGUUGCCGUUUCCUGAUUUGGCGAGUGAUAACACUUUCUGCUUUAAGAUGCAAAAUCUAAGUUUCAGUUAUUGCCAGUGGGAUAAAGUGCAGUUAGGAGGACAGAACGACAUUGUGGCCUGUCUCCCCUUCCCUAGCUGCUGGGUGCCAGCAAGCAGCCCCUGCAGACAGGGCUCUCUCUGCUCCAGAAUGCUCAUUCCUGAAACAUUGUGAGGCCAGCUGCUGAGAAUGGUUGGAAUAGUCUCAGAAUUCUUUGUUGAAAUUAAAAAUCCAAGAUGGAAACAGACUUUUCAAAUACUUCUGCUUCAAAACUUUUGUGGAGAGAUAGCCAGGGAGGGAAUAAUCUGCUGGCUUAGAGUCCUGACCCUUCUGCAUGAAAUGCCUUUCUGUUGGGAUUGCAUCACUGUUGGGUUUUGGCUUUCUGCUGAUCACCCAGGCUCGAUUCAUGUUCGGAUGGUAAAGACCAAGGCAGUCCAUAUUAUGUUCCCACACCGCUGCAGCACUUUGCCCAGAAGACUGAUAGUCUACCACUAGUAACAUUUUUGUAUGGCUAGUUUUUAAAAAUAAGCACAAUUAUUUGUUUGUUUGUUUUAAAGACAGGGUCUUACGUAGCUCAGGGUAGCCUGACUCCUGACCUCCCACCUCCAGUUCCUGAGUAUACCACUCUGCUUGCUUUUGCAGUGCUGGAGAUUGAACCAGGGCUUUGUGCAUGCUGGGCAAACUCUCUACUAACUGAGCCCCAUCUCCAACCUGACCUAUGAUUUCUUAAAACAGGUUUAAGUUUUCAGAAAAAUUGAAUAGAAAGUCCCAUAAACACCAUUGAACCUAAGGCCUUCUGUGUGUUUGGCAAACACCGUCACUGAUAUAGACAUCCAGCUCAUUGAUUUUAAGACAGAGUGUCUUAAAACAAGGAUAGCCAGAUGUGGCAGUCCUAAUGCCUCAGCCUCCUGAGUGCUGCGAUCCCAGGCCCACACCUCUCACCCAGGCACCCCCACACCCUGACUAACCUAUAUUGCCGUGAGCAUCAGAUGGUGCUUACCAGCAGAUAAACUCAGGAGCCGCUUGGCAGGAAAGGAACAGAGUGGGGAGGAGAAGGGACCCAGGGGUGAUCUAGAGCAUUCCUGCCCCCUGCCCAUAGGAAAAGUGUCAAGACUUUGAGCUAAUUUGCAGCUCAGGCCGGUCUUAGGUUUAUCAUCUUCUGCCUCAGAGUAGCUUGGAUUGCAGACUGGCUCCUCCUGCCCUGCUUGCAUUGAUGCCUUUUUAAAGAGAUUUUAUUUUUAGUUAUGUAUGUGUGUGUGUGGGGGGGCUUUGGGGUUUUAUUUUUAGUUAUGUAUGUGUGUGGGGUGCCUUUGGAGGCCAGAAGAGAGUGCUGUCAUUUGUCAGCCCCAUCCAGGCAGCUCACAACUUCUGUAACUCCCUGUAGUUCCCAGGAAUCUGAUGCCUCUUUCGGACCUCUAUGGACAUUCCCACAACAUGGCUCAUAGACUCCCAUGCUUACACAUAUAUACAUAAAUAAAAAUAAAUGCAAAACAAUGAGAAGACUUAAGAACAGUAAUAAUGAAUGGCGCUGGGGACGGAUCUUGGUCCCUGGUGCUGGGAGCCAUCCCUGGUGGUGGACAGGUUCCUGCAGAGGAUUUAUGGAGUCGGCAGGGGAAGGAGAGCUAGGAAUGGUGGUCAGGAGAAUCCUGUAGCCUGACUGACUAGCAGCCAGAGUGCUUUUGAUACAAAAUUUAGUGAGCAGGGAUAGAUUCAUGUUGCUCCAAAACAUGGAUCAUAUCAUUUUUGUUUUGGGACAUGUGUUUCACCUUUACUUGCUCAUCCUUAGUCAUCAUUAAUAAACUAUGACAGAACAGA